Molecule: messenger RNA, 2074 nt
Organism: Seriola aureovittata
Lineage: Eukaryota; Metazoa; Chordata; Actinopteri; Carangiformes; Carangidae
Gene: cct2
Product: chaperonin containing TCP1, subunit 2 (beta)
Exons: 16
Coding region: 68-1675 (535 amino acids)
Biological process (GO): protein folding
Cellular component (GO): chaperonin-containing T-complex; cytosol
Molecular function (GO): ATP hydrolysis activity; ATP binding; ATP-dependent protein folding chaperone
Source: RefSeq, a predicted model, not a curated record
UACGUCACUCCCACGUCCAACCCCUCCUUCUGUGCGUGUACGGCUUCAGCCCAGAAUCGCAGACAUCAUGGCGUCCCUAUCGAUGGCCCCGGUCAGCAUCUUCAGACAUGGAGCAGAUGAAGAGAAAGCCGAGACUGCACGACUGUCCUCUUUCGUUGGCGCCAUCGCUAUUGGCGAUCUGGUGAAGAGCACUCUGGGUCCAAAGGGGAUGGAUAAAAUCUUGAUCAGUGGAACAAAGGGCGCCAUAGUGACGGUGACCAACGAUGGAGCGACCAUCCUGAAAGCCAUUGGUGUGGACAACCCUGCUGCCAAAGUGCUGGUUGACAUGUCGAAGGUUCAGGACGAUGAGGUCGGAGACGGGACGACGUCCGUCACCGUACUGGCUGCCGAGCUGCUGAGGGAGGCGGAGCUCCUGAUCGCCAAGAAGAUUCACCCACAGACCAUCAUCGCUGGCUGGAGGAAGGCGACUCAGACGGCCAGAGAUGCUCUGAGGGAGGCUGCAGUCGACCACAGCAACGACCAGUCCCGUUUCCAGGAGGACCUGAUAAACAUCGCCCGGACCACCCUGUCCUCCAAACUGCUGACUCACCACAAAGACCACUUCUCCCAGCUGGCCGUCGACGCCGUCAUGAGGCUGAAGGGCUCCGGGAACCUGGAGGCCAUCCACAUCAUCAAGAAGCUGGGCGGCAGCCUCACCGACUCCUACCUGGACGAAGGUUUCCUGUUGGACAAGAAGAUCGGAGUGAACCAACCGAAGAGGCUGGAGAACGCCAACAUCCUGAUCGCCAACACCGGCAUGGACACUGACAAGAUCAAGGUGUUUGGCUCCAGGGUUCGCGUGGACUCGAUGGCGAAGGUCGCCGACAUCGAACUGGCGGAGAAAGAGAAGAUGAAGGAGAAGGUUGACCGGAUCCUGAAGCACGGCAUCAACUGCUUCAUCAACAGACAGUUGAUCUAUAACUAUCCAGAGCAGCUGUUUGCUCAGGCUGGUGUCAUGGCCAUCGAGCACGCCGACUUCGCCGGCGUCGAGCGCCUUGCUCUGGUCACCGGCGGAGAGAUCACCUCCACCUUCGACCACCCGGAGCUGGUGAAGCUCGGCCACUGCAAGCUGAUCGAGGAGGUGAUGAUCGGAGAAGACACACUCAUCCACUUCUCUGGAGUCGCCAUGGGUGAGGCGUGCACCGUCGUCCUGCGAGGAGCGACUCAGCAGAUUCUGGACGAGGCGGAGCGCUCGCUGCACGACGCUCUGUGUGUGUUGGCUCAGACCGUGAAGGAGCCACGCACCGUCUACGGAGGAGGCUGCUCUGAGAUGCUGAUGGCCAAGGUGGUCACUGACCUGGCCAACAGGACGCCAGGGAAGGAGGCGGUCGCCAUGGAGUCGUUCGCCAAGGCUCUGAGGAUGCUGCCGACCAUCAUCGCCGACAACGCCGGCUACGACAGCGCCGACCUGGUGUCUCAGCUGAGAGCUGCUCACCAGGAGAACAAGACCACCUUUGGACUGAACAUGUCUGAAGGCACGGUGGGCAACAUGGCAGAGCUGGGGAUCACAGAGUCGUUCCAGGUGAAGCGUCAGGUGCUGCUGAGCGCCUCCGAGGCCGCAGAGAUGAUCCUGAGGGUCGACAACAUCAUCAAAGCUGCACCCAGGAAGAGAGUUCCCGACCAUCAUCCCUGCUAGAGGAAGAGGAGGAUGAAGAACGGGGGAGGGGAUCAGUUUUGUUAUUUAUCACCUCUGUGUAGUUCAAAUUUAAAGAAACGCUCCGCUGUUUUUUUUUCUCUGUUGUUAAACUCACUGUGGAAGCACUGUACAGGCUAGCUGGCUAAUGCUAGCUAACCGUCAGACACAACCCUAACCGCAGCGGCUCCAAUGCUAAUGCUAGCAGGACAAAGUGGCUAAGUGUGAAACUUAUGUAAAACGUUGGUCAGUACAGUUUGUGAUGCUAACAUUAGCUGAGGUCGCAGCAAGUGCUGGAGGCUGGCUAUGCUAACGUUAGCCAGUUGGUGCCGACGACGCUUAGAAAGUACUUUUGGACGUUGUUUUUGUUUACUGAAAUAAAUGAACCAAUCUUCAUCAGUA